Panicum hallii is the source of this 369-nucleotide messenger RNA. Its product is annotated as RING-H2 finger protein ATL67-like. Lineage: Eukaryota; Viridiplantae; Streptophyta; Magnoliopsida; Poales; Poaceae. The record is from RefSeq and is a predicted model, not a curated record. Bases 1 to 369 code for a protein of 122 amino acids. The transcript has 2 exons. Gene Ontology annotation, molecular function: transferase activity. Gene Ontology annotation, biological process: protein ubiquitination.
AUGUCGAUUCUCGAUGGCCGGAGCCGCGCACGCCGCCACGCUCCUCGCUGCCCCCGCGGCCCCGUCACCCGCCGCCGCAGCCGCCGUGCCGGGCUCAACGUCGCCGCCAUCGACGCGCUGUACCCCAAGUACCCGCACGUCGUCGGCCCCGGUGACGAUGGCAGCGACGGCGGCGGCCCGUGCGCCAUCUGCCUCGGCGAGUUCGCGCGCGGCGACGCGCUGCGGCGCGGUCCCGGGUGCGGGCACCGCUUCCACGCGUGCUGCGCCGAGCGGUGGCUCCAGGUGAGCGCCACCUGCCCCGUGUGCCGCGACUCGCCCGUCGCCACGCCGAUCGCGGAGGCCGUGCCCCUCGCCGCGCAUGCGCGGUGA